Messenger RNA from Galeopterus variegatus (Sunda flying lemur), 1342 nucleotides. RefSeq names its product testis specific, 10 (gene TSGA10). The record is from RefSeq and is a predicted model, not a curated record. Bases 96 to 920 code for a protein of 274 amino acids. NCBI's taxonomy places the organism in Eukaryota, Metazoa, Chordata, Mammalia, Dermoptera, Cynocephalidae. The transcript has 7 exons.
UCCUAAACCUCAAAGGCUUCAAACAACAAGCAUUUAUAUCUCACAGGUUCUUUGGGUCGGGAACUCAAGAGUGGCUUAGCUAGGUGGUUCUGUUCAUGGUUCGUCAGGAAAUUGUAAUCAAGAUUGAACUCAUUUGCCAACAAAAUAAUAUAACAGUAUUGGAAGAUACAAUAAAAAGGCUUAAAUCUAUAAUUUUAGAGACUGAAAAAACACAACAUAAAUCUCCUUCCAGACUUGAUUCCUUUGUCAAGACUCUAGAAGCAGACAGAGAUUACUACAAGAGUGAAGCUCAAAAUCUGAGAAAGAUGAUGAGAAGUAGAUCUAAAAGUCCAAGACGCCCGUCUCCAUGUGCUCGUGUUGCAAACUGUGAUGUAGAGCUUUUGAAGACAACAACAAGAGAUCGUGAAGAACUUAAAUGCAUGCUGGAAAAAUACGAGCGUCAUUUGGCAGAAAUUCAGGGUAAUGUCAAGGUUCUUACAUCUGAAAGAGACAAGACCUUCCUUCUUUAUGAACAGGCACAGGAAGAAAUUGCCCGACUUCGACGAGAAAUGAUGAAAAGCUGUAAGUCUCCUAAGUCAACAACAGCGCAUGCUAUUCUUCGGCGGGUGGAGACUGAAAGAGAUGUAGCCUUCACUGACCUACGAAGAAUGACCACAGAACGAGAUAGUCUGAGGGAAAGGCUAAAGAUUGCCCAAGAGACAGCGUUUAAUGAGAAGGCUCACUUGGAACAAAGGAUAGAGGAGCUGGAGUGUACAGUCCAUAACCUUGAUGAUGAACGUAUGGAGCAAAUGUCAAAUAUGACUUUGAUGAAGGAAACGAUAACCACUGUGGAAAAAGAAAUGAAAUCACUAGCAAGAAAGGCAAUGGAUACCGAAAGUGAACUUGGCAGGCAAAAAGCAGAGAAUAACUCUUUGAGGUAAACUAACGUACCUUUAAACAACUAAAUAGUUUGCUAUAGCCAAUAGCUCUGCUUUUUGUAGUGUAUUUUACAAUGAAAAUUAAGUUGUUUGUUGACUUUAAUUUCUGAGAGGAUUAUUAUGAAGCAGUUGUAAAAGUCAUAGUACACACAAAAUGAUUUCCCCAAGAUCAAUCACAGACCUAUAAUACCACACUUAACUAGGGAUCACACUUCUUAGUAAUUUUAACUUUACAUUUGCAAAAAGCCUUAGUGUUUACCUGAAAUAGUUUUUACAAAGCCGUUCUGGGUACAGAUCAUAUUUGACUUUUUUAUUUGUUUAAUUUACCUUUGUAACUUUAAAAUUUUUUCUGGGAUAUGAGCAGUAUGAGAAAGCACAAAGUACAGGUUUGACAGUCACUUGGAAACAGGGUGGUUUAGAAUAUA